AUGAUUGACUCGGUGAAAGUAAGGAGACAGUGCAGUUUGGAUUUUUACUCGCAUUAUGAGCAUCUCUGUGGACUUCAUGGGUGUGUGCCUCUGUCAGCUGUGAAAUCUAGAAAGCUUCAUGGUGUUCUUGAUAUAAAUGCAGAUCUUAUCAAAGCUAGUGACUGGGCACCCCUUCUGAAUGCUAUCAGACACAACAAGACUUUGACUUCUAUUGCCGUAAGAAGCUUGCACCAUCAGGGGCAUGGAGAUUCAGGUGCUGAAAGACCGGGGACUUAUUUCAAAAGAAGAAUUCCAGCAAUUCGAUCCAAAGACUUGUCUGGCCAACUAUGUAAAGCAAUCAAAGGUUGUCUGAUGAUAUCAAAAGUCCUGAGAAAUUUGGAUCUUCAGGGGCUGCUUUUGAGGGAAAGAGACUUAAUAUUGCUGGCAAAAGGAUUGACGAACACAUCAUCUUUAGAGAGCCUGUCUCUAGCACACUCACCAGUUGGUGAUGGAGGCUUGGAAAUAAUCUGUCAGAGUGUGAAGAAUUCAUCUUGCAUCAGAUCUAUAGAUUUUUCAGGAUGCAGUUUGACCUGGCGGGGAGUGGAACACAUAGCUAGUGUCUUAAAGCACCAGGCAAUUAAAAGACACGGUGAAGCUUGGGCAGAGAGCUUGCGAUAUAGGAGACCUGAUUUAGACUGCAUGGCUGGCUUGAGACGCAUCACUCUCAACUACAACAUGCUUAUUGGUGACAGAGGAGCUACUAUCCUAGCAGGAUACCUUGCAGAAGACCUGUGGCUUAAAGCACUUGAUUUGCAUCAAUGUGGAAUUUCCAAUGACGGAGCAAAAUCCCUCUUGGAUGCCUUUAAGACUAAUACAACACUAGUGGUUCUGGACAUUAGAAAAAAUCCAUUAGUAGAUCAUGCUUUAAUGAAGACUGUAAUAGAGAAGGUUCUCAUGAAUGCAGAUGGAGCAAAUUUGGAGUACAAGUGGCUUCCAUCUCCAUCCUCAAAAGAUGCUAAAAGCAAACCAAAAAAAAGAACAGUUGUCCUAGGAAAUGGUCGGAAAGGAAAGGCUACUAUUCGUAUUGUAAUUUGGAGACAUAGAGGAUUUGCAUCAAAAAAGACUGUAAGUCCUGGUAAGGUAACUUCAUGCGAUCAAGAGAGCUAUUCUCCAAAGCCAUUGCCCCCAGGAGCACGUGGAUUUCUGCCUUGGAGGACUGCAGAACGUGCAAAACAGCACAGGACUUCAUCAGCGAAUAAUACUCAUGAGUUGCCACUGCAAAUCCAGGCUGGUAUUCCUUUGAAAGUUACUGUGGAAAGUGCUUCUACGUCUGAAAUUGAGGAACCAGAUGAUGCUGUAGAUGACAUCUGUGAUACUGAUGCUACAAAAUCUCCAGAAAUAAUUAAUUUAAAACAGCACAGCCAGUUACAGAUACACUAUGAAGAGUGUCAGCUCAGAUUAAAAGAAGAGCGAAAAGCAAGAGUAACGGCUGAAGAACGUGUAAUGGAGCUGGAAGUGGAAAAUGCCAGAUUAAGGAAUCUAAACAGUUCUUUAUCAGAUGUUCUGCAUGCACAAUCAGUAGCCAGCACAAUACUGGAAGAUGAAGGAGUUCUGGAUAGCAUUGAGAACUCUUUUCAAAAGUUUCAUGCCUUUUUAGAUCUUCUUAAAGAUGCCGGACUUGGACAACUUGCAGUGAUGGCUGGUAUUGACCAGUCAGAUUUUGGCUUGUUGCAGCGUCCCCAAAUGACUUCUACUCUAAAUAAGCCUGCUAUAACACAAAAGGAGAACUCCUUUGAAGAAGAAAGGCAGAAACACACACAGAAUGUCAAAAAUUCUGGUUCAGUUUCUUUUCCGGGUCUUCCCCAUUUUCAGACUGAUUUGAUUCCAUUUCAAGAUGCAAAUAAUUUCCCACUUGCUACAGGAGAUGUAAAACAACAUCAGGUUACUGGUCAGUCCCAGCAAAGUUUAUGGCAAGGCUCUGAAAAAAAUGCAUCAAAAAACAGCCAGUCAGCAUCUUUUGAGAAAAGCAGCAAACCUACGGAUUUGGAAGAAAGAGUGUCUUCCAUGAGACAACCAGUUAUUGGUCAUCAUUCAGUCUCUGAUGCCAGUGUAAAUCUUAGUGGGAAUAGUAACAAAUACAGUGUCAUUACUAGUGGCGAUAGCAAAAAACUUGCUUCUAAAAGACUUGGCAAUACUACAAGUUUUUCCGCUAGAGGAGAUCAAAGCAUACAUCAAAGUGACCCUUCCAGAAAUGAUACAAUAAUGUCUGAUUCUGAAAUACAAGAAAACAACCAUUCUAUGGGAAGUGUUUGAAAACUCCACUCCCUGUGGAUAAGAGUAUUGGAUUUCUGGGAAUCCAUUCAUU
This is a messenger RNA of Euleptes europaea (tarantolino), 2344 nucleotides long. It is a transcript of the gene CEP78, whose product is annotated as centrosomal protein 78. The transcript has 16 exons. The record is from RefSeq and is a predicted model, not a curated record. Gene Ontology annotation, cellular component: centrosome. Bases 1 to 2292 code for a protein of 763 amino acids. Gene Ontology annotation, molecular function: protein binding. NCBI's taxonomy places the organism in Eukaryota, Metazoa, Chordata, Lepidosauria, Squamata, Sphaerodactylidae.